This is a messenger RNA of Rhagoletis zephyria (snowberry fruit fly), 1694 nucleotides long. RefSeq names its product gamma-Tubulin at 23C (gene gammaTub23C). Gene Ontology annotation, molecular function: GTP binding. The record is from RefSeq and is a predicted model, not a curated record. NCBI's taxonomy places the organism in Eukaryota, Metazoa, Arthropoda, Insecta, Diptera, Tephritidae. Gene Ontology annotation, biological process: microtubule nucleation; cytoplasmic microtubule organization. Gene Ontology annotation, cellular component: gamma-tubulin complex; microtubule.
UAAUGAAUUCGCCGCAAAAAAUACGAAAACAAAAACUUGCAAAUGCUACCAAAUGUUGUGUAGCUGCUGUCACUUAAUUUAAAAAUUUAUGUGUUCCAAUAAGUGAAUUUGUGUGAAAUUAGUUUUACUACUUGGUAUCCAAAUGCAAAUUUUGUGAAAAGUUGGAAAUCAAUAGAGUGAAGUCAUGCCAAGCGAGAUAAUUACAUUGCAAUUGGGCCAGUGCGGCAAUCAAAUUGGCUUUGAGUUUUGGAAACGUUUGUGUCUCGAACAUGGUAUAUCACCCAGUGGUGUUUUGGAGGAUUUCGCCACUGAUGGUGUCGAUCGGAAGGACGUUUUCUUUUAUCAAGCAGAUGAUGAUCAUUAUAUACCGCGCGCAGUAUUACUGGAUUUAGAACCUCGCGUUAUACACUCUAUAAUGAGUUCACCAUAUGCAAAGCUCUACAAUCCAGAGAAUGUAUACUUGUCAAAACAUGGCGGCGGGGCUGGAAAUAAUUGGGCUUCCGGCUAUAGCCAAGGUGAAAAACUUCAGGAAGAAAUAUUCGAUAUUAUUGACCGCGAAGCAGAUGGUAGUGAUUCUUUGGAAGGCUUUGUACUCUGUCAUUCUAUAGCUGGCGGCACCGGCUCUGGAAUGGGAUCAUACAUAAUGGAACGUUUGUCGGAUCGCUUCCCUAAAAAACUGAUACAAACAUACAGCGUCUUCCCUAAUCAGGAUGAGAUCAGCGAUGUUGUUGUCCAACCAUACAACUCGAUGUUGACACUUCGUCGGCUAACUAGUUGCGCUGACUGUGUUGUAGUACUGGACAAUACCGCACUAAAUCGUAUAGCCACUGACCGCUUGCAUAUACAAAAUCCAAGCUUUACGCAAAUAAACACCUUGGUUUCGACCAUAAUGUCUGUCAGCACCACAACCCUACGUUAUCCCUCUUAUAUGAAUAAUAACCUCAUAGGAUUGACAGCACCGCUAAUACCAACACCACAAUUGCACUUCCUGAUGACUGGUUAUACGCCAUUAACAACGGAUAACGAUCAAACUGUAAAUGUGCGAAAAACUACCGUAUUGGACGUCAUGCGUCGUCUGCUGCAACCCAAAAAUAUGAUGGUAUCUACUGGCCCUGACAAAACUAAUCAUCACUGUUACAUAUCUAUAUUAAAUAUAAUACAAGGCGAAGUAGAUCCUACACAAGUGCACAAGUCGUUGCAACGCAUACGUGAGCGUAAAUUAGCCCAGUUUAUUCCAUGGGGUCCCGCAAGUAUUCAAGUAGCCUUAUCACGCUCCUCGCCCUACGUACAAAGUAGCCACCGUGUUUCGGGACUAAUGCUUGCUAAUCACACAAGCAUUUGUUCGCUUUUCGAACGUGCGCUUGGACAGUACGACAAGCUUAAAAAACGUGGCGCCUUCUUGGACCAAUUUAGACGUGAAGAUAUUUUCAAAGACGAUUUAUCUGAAUUGGAUGAUUCGCGCGACGUUGUAGAUUGUUUAGUGCAGGAGUAUGAAGCCGCAACGCAGCCAAAUUACUUGCAGUGGUCGGCGAAAAAAGGUCAAGAAGAUGGGAAUUAAUUUAGGAAGAAAUAUGUCUAGCGCAUAGAAAGUUAUAUGUUCUUUGUUGCCAUAAAAAUUAAUUAAGAAAUUGCAGUUUCAAAUUAGAAAUAUAUUCAAAGUAUUAAAGACAAAGCACAGGAUCAAAUAAGUAUAA